Molecule: messenger RNA, 869 nt
Organism: Stegodyphus dumicola
Lineage: Eukaryota; Metazoa; Arthropoda; Arachnida; Araneae; Eresidae
Source: RefSeq, a predicted model, not a curated record
CACGAUUCGCAGGGAUAUCGGUGCAGGUAGAGCAAAGAUAAUCAACAUUCAAGUAGAUCGUCUUAAAAAACGCUCUGUCCUUUCCAUCCCGUCAGAUGAUGAAGGGUUGUGUUGCGCAAAAGCAAUCGUAUAUGCCCUAGCUUAUCUUGAGCAAGACAAGUCAGCGCUUAAUUCUCUACGGGAUCGGAGACGAUCUGUUCUAAUGCUACGAGCUCAAGAAUUACACAAGUGUGCUGGAGUUCCUCUUGGUCCUUGUACAUACACUGAAAUCUGCACAUUUGAAAAUCAUCUAAAUAUACAAAUCGUAGUAAUAAGCAGUGAAAAUUUAAAUAAAGUCUCGUAUAAAGGAAGAUAUCGAACUCGUCGCAUUAAUUUGUGGCAACACAAUGGCCAUUUUGAUUGUGAAAGAUUGCGAAAAUUGUGAAAAGCCAUAUGACCGUCCAGAAGAUCACAGGUGUGACAAUAUGUGCCAUGUCUGCCUAAGAUUUCAAUGCGUUCCAGCAUUGCCUAAAAGAUGUAAAGAUUGUGAUCGCCUCUGUCAAUCUGAGGACUGCUUUGCAGCGCAUAAAGCCGUCACAGGUAGACAAGAGCAUUCAGUAUGCGAUAGGAUGUAUCAGUGCAGACAAUGCUCAAAAGUUAUCAUGCGACGGCAGUGUCCUAAAAUUUUACAUCGUUGCGGGACUAUCAAAUGCCCUUCGUGUAAAGAGUAUGUUAUAGCGUCAGAACAUCAUUGUUUCUUACAACUCAUUUCUGCGAAAAGUCCAUCCGAUAAAUUAAUUUUCUUUGAUUUCGAAACUGACCAAUCAUCAGGGGAACACAUCGUAAACUUUGCUGUAGCGCAGUACAAAGAUGGCCAAGUGAGUGAGUGA